AAUCCUUAAUGCAAUCCACUGGAUCGUUGCCCGGCAACAGUGUUCUAAACAAGUUUUUCUGAAGGUUUUCUGUGGUUGAAACAAAACUGACAAACACAACCAGCUAAGCUGCAAACAAGACACACCAGGAGUUUUAAUCUCUUGCUGAACUUGAAAUACGAACAAAUCAAGAUGUCACACUUCGAUCAAGCAGAUUACGCUGUUUUCAGAGAGAGACUGGCGGUCAUACAGAGGACAGGGAACAGGGUCGAGCUCCUGAUGAAACAAGUGCAGGAAAAGCUGACGGAAGUUGAUUUUUUGAAGAAACAAGAGCGGGAAAAGCUGAUGGAAGUUGAUCUUUUGAUGAAACAAGAGCAGGAAAAGCUGAUGGAAGUGAAUCUUUUGCAGUUUCGGCUGGGAAUGCAAGCGAAAUCUGUGCAAGAAGAACUUCAGGAUCUGGGAUGGCUGAUGGCAGAACGGCGUCGCCGACUUUACGCUUCAUCAGGUCCGGGGUCUCAGCUGGAGUCGUGUGAUUAUGAUUAUCUUAUGCCACAUUACCUGGACACAGUUAGUCCUGAAACAUGUGAUGGUCCCAUCCUGUAUCGAUCACCCUACAAACAAAGAGCCACAGAAAUGAUUCACCAUGACAGCGAUUACACCUCAAACACAGAUUCAGUGCUUCUCAGACGUUACCCCUCACCAUGGUCACCUGAGAACUGGAGUCUGAACGAAUUCGAGAGAUUUCUGUCAGAAGGAGAUGGAGAGGCAGAAGUUUGGGUGGACGAGGAACCAAAACGGCGAAGGAGAAAUACUCUGUAGACCACGGGGACGUUUGCAGGACCUGUCAGAGACAUUUUACAUCCCAGCUCAUCCUGCAAAUGGAAGAAAACAAAUAUUCAAUAAAUGAUGAGCAUAUCUA
This is a messenger RNA of Nothobranchius furzeri (turquoise killifish), 898 nucleotides long. RefSeq lists its product as uncharacterized. The record is from RefSeq and is a predicted model, not a curated record. Lineage: Eukaryota; Metazoa; Chordata; Actinopteri; Cyprinodontiformes; Nothobranchiidae.